Centropristis striata (black sea bass) is the source of this 3128-nucleotide messenger RNA. It is a transcript of the gene ehhadh, whose product is annotated as enoyl-CoA, hydratase/3-hydroxyacyl CoA dehydrogenase. The transcript is spliced from 7 exons. The coding region runs from base 152 to 2311 and encodes 719 amino acids. The record is from RefSeq and is a predicted model, not a curated record. Gene Ontology annotation, cellular component: peroxisome. NCBI's taxonomy places the organism in Eukaryota, Metazoa, Chordata, Actinopteri, Perciformes, Serranidae. Gene Ontology annotation, biological process: fatty acid beta-oxidation. Gene Ontology annotation, molecular function: (3S)-3-hydroxyacyl-CoA dehydrogenase (NAD+) activity; NAD+ binding.
GAAGAGUGGCUGCAGUUAGGAGUUUAUGGAAGGAAGGUAAAGGUCUAUGGUAAAGGUGAUGUAGUCCUGCAAGCUGCAGAGAAGUUACAAAGUUCAUUCUGUUCAACCAGAAACAAGUGCAGCAGCUCGUAGUGUUUGCUCCUCAGGCUCGAUGGCUCAGUUUACUCGUGUUUCGGGGAUUGUUGGGUUGAUUACCCUCCAGAAUCCUCCUGUCAACGCUCUCAGUGGAGCGUUGAGGCAGAACAUUAUUGACGUGAUGGAGAGAGCACUCAGUGACCCAAAGGUGAAAUCUGUGGUCAUCUGUGGCCAGAACGGAAUCUUCUGUGGCGGGGCUGACAUCAGUGAGUUUGGGAAAAAAAUGGGCGGAACUCCACUGGUGCCUCUGAUCCACAGCUUGGAGGCCUCCAACAAGCCGGUGGUGGCGGCCAUAGAGGGAGUGGCUCUAGGCGGAGGGCUGGAGUUGGCGCUUGGCUGUCAUUACCGAAUCGCACACUCUAAAGCCAGACUGGGGCUUCCAGAGGUGACGCUGGGGAUGAUGCCAGCUGCAGGAGGAACACAGCGUCUGCCCAGGCUCAUCGGGAUCCCUGCUGCUCUAAACAUCAUCACCACAGGCCGCCAUGUGACUGCAGCCGAGGCUCUGCAACUUGGCUUCGUGGAUCAGGUUACUGAUCACAACACCGUGGACGCAGCUGUGAAGUUUGCCCUGAGUGUUGCAGGUCAGUCUAUGGAUGCUCGUCGUAUCAGUAAUUUCCCGUGCCCGUGCCCGUCUGAUGUGGAUGCUCUGUUUGAGGAGAUGAUGCAGAAGGUGCGUCAGAGUGCUCGUGGAGCUAUAGCACCCAUAGCGUGCGUCCAGGGCGUGCGGGCGGCUGCCACCCUGCCGUACUCUCAGGGCAUGCAGCGCGAGGCGGAGCUGAUGGCUACUCUCGUCACCUCGGGCCAGGCCUACGCCCAGCGCUACUUCUUCUUUGCUCAGAGAGCCGCUGGCAGGUGGAGGAUGCCCGGUGGAGCUGGCUGGGACACGAGCAAGCCCAGAGCCGUACAUAAAGCAGCUGUCAUCGGUCUCGGCACCAUGGGGAGAGGCAUAGCAGUGGCCCUGGUUCAGACGGGGCUGUCUGUGGUCGCCGUGGAGACUCAGGAGAAGCAGCUAAUGGAGGCAAAGCAGGCAGUUUCUGGCAUGUUGGAACGAGGAGCCAAGAGAAGUGGAGCGGCUCCGGCGCUCGAUAGGAUCCGUUACAGCCAGAACCUCCAGGCUGCAGGAGACGUAGACCUGGUCAUCGAGGCGGUGUUUGAGGACAUGAACCUGAAGAAGAAAGUGUUCAAACAGCUCUCUGCCAUCUGUAAACCAGGCACUUUCCUCUACACCAACACUUCUGGACUAGACAUAGACCAGCUGGCCUCUGAAACCAGCAACCCGGAGCUGGUAGUGGGGAUGCACUUCUUCGCCCCGGCCCACGUCAUGAAGCUGCUGGAGGUGGUGUACGGGCCGCGCUCCUCCCCUCAGGCGGUGGCCACGGCCAUGCAACUGGGCAAGAAAAUGGGCAAAGCCAGUGUGGCGGUUGGCAACUGCCGGGGCUUCGUGGGGAACCGCAUGCUGAAGCACUACAAGGACCAAAGUUACUUCCUAUUGGAGGAAGGGGCGACACCUGAGCUGGUAGAUGGAGCGCUGGAGGAGUUCGGCUUUCCCAUGGGUCCGUUCAGAAUGUACGACCUCUCUGGGAUCGACGUGGGCUGGAGGUUCAGGAAGGAAGAAGGGCUGGUGGUGCCGGGCCUGGCUUCUGGACCCUCAGCUAGAGUCAGACGAGGCCUCCGGUACAGCCCCCUGGGAGACCUGCUCUGUGACCAGGGGCGGUUCGGCCAAAAGACUGGCCGGGGGUGGUACCAGUACGACAAACCAGGCGGUCGGGUUGCCAGGUCUGACCCCUGGCUGCACAGCUUUCUGGAGGAGUACCGAGCUAAGAACGGCCUGGUGGCACGACGCGUCGACCGCCAGGAGGUGCUGGAGCGCUGCCUCUACGCCCUGAUCAACGAAGGCUUCCGGAUCCUGGAGGACGGGAUCGCUGCAGGACCCGAAGACAUCGACGUGAUCUACGUGUUCGGCUACGGCUGGCCCAAGCACCGCGGAGGUCCCAUGUUCUACGCCAACAUGGUGGGGCUGGCAAAGGUGCUGGAGAGGCUGGAGCACUACCACCAGGCUCACCGUGACGUGCCCAGCCUGCAGCCCUGCAGCCUCCUCAGGAGGCUGGUGGCCAGCGGCAGCCCACCCAUCAACACCUGGAGGGAAGUCAUCAAGAAGCUCCACAGCCAUCUUUAAAGCAACAUUGCAUAAAAUUGGUAUUUUUCGUGAUUUAACACCCUACAGUUUCAGAGUCAAAUCCACUAUAACACUGCUGUUGUGAAUCCAAACAGCCGUAAACGUGCCUUUGUUAUGAUUGCAUUACUCAUGAUCAAAAACUAGUCAACAGCCUUGCUAACACAACCAAAAAUCAUGCAAGUGCAACAAUGCAAAACAUAGUAAGCUAGCUAAUAUUGAUGAACAAUAUUAAGAUUACUGGCUUUUUUUUUUUUUUUGCAGACUGGGAUUGACAAAGGUAUCCUUCUCCAAGUCAGCACGGCAUCAAAAUAUCCAAUAUAAUAUCCAAUAGUCAUCCAAUAUUGCUUUAAAUAUUAAACAUUUCAGCUUUAAUAUUUAUAUUCACUUCAAUAAUGACAAUGUUAUACUGUAAUAAACAGCAAGUGGACUGCACUUCACCGCUUUGUAACAACACUGAUCUUUGUCCCUCUAUAAUGUGAUUAUGGAUGAUAUUUUAGGCUUCUGUGCUUAAUAAUUAUAAUACCUCUGACUGAGGGCCUACACUGAGUUACCAGUUUAUUAGGUACGUAUACAGUGUAAUGCAUUUAAAUACAAGGGGAGUAAAUCAAAUCUUAAUAAAGCUUAUAUUUUUUGUUAACAAUGCAUUAGAUGUUGAUUGAACUUGCAAUAUAUUGAUUGCAAUAUUGUUCUAAUAUUUUGCAUGCAAUUGGUUGUUAUUGAAUCAUGUUUAAUGAAUGCUUGUGCACUUUUUAUUGUAUACACCAUUUGUAAUGAUACAAAUAAACUUCUAUCAUCUGAUGCCUCAAUAAAAAAAUCU